This is a messenger RNA of Rhododendron vialii, 821 nucleotides long. Its product is annotated as abscisic stress-ripening protein 2-like. NCBI's taxonomy places the organism in Eukaryota, Viridiplantae, Streptophyta, Magnoliopsida, Ericales, Ericaceae. The transcript has 2 exons. Bases 275 to 598 code for a protein of 107 amino acids. The record is from RefSeq and is a predicted model, not a curated record.
GUUUAUUGCAUUUUGGAUUGACAAAUACCAACUAACCUCGAUCUUCAACUUUAAUAUCCAUAUUAUAUUACAAACUGCGUAUUUGACGUAUCAAAGGCCGCGGUAUCCGGCGAACCGUGUGAUCAUGUUAAGAUCGUCCUAUUCCUAGGAGUAUUAUAAAUACCACAAUACCUGUUAGUUUCUCCAAAUCAUCAAAACCCUCUUGAGUUAUAUUCAAAGCACACACCUGAUUAAUUAAUUAUACUUCCUUUUGUAAGCUAGCACCACCACCGCCAUGUCUGACGGGAAGCACCACCACCACCAUAUCGGCCACCACCACAAGGAGGAAGACAGCGGGCCAGUUGACUAUGCCAAAGAGGCCAAACACCACAAGCAUCAGGAGCACCUCGCCGAGCUCGGUGCCGUUGCUGCUGGCGCUUUCGCCUUGCAUGAGAAGCACAAGGCAAAGAAAGAUCCGGAGCAUGCCCACAAGCACAGAGUAGAGGAAGAAAUUGCAGUCGUAGUUGCAGCUGGAUCCGCUGGGUACGCGAUCCACGAGCACCAUGAGAAGAAAGCAGCAAAGCAUCAUGAACCUCACCACGGCCACCACCACCACUAAUGAUUUUUUUCAUCUCUUUGAACCGUGCGUGUUUUGUAAUCCUUGUAAUUUAGCAGUCAUGAUUACCAAGUACUGCACUAAAUAAUUGAACUUUGUGGGUGGUUUAUGUUUGAUUUUCUAGGUCUCCCUUUGUGAGAAUGACCUAGUAAAGGAGAUGUUGUUUGUUAGGUUUCUAUUCAUGUGACAUUAUAAAUAAGAUAUAUUUUGUUUCGUUUUCAUAAAA